UGUUUGCUCUGAAGAUUGAUCGUGAUGAUGGCGGUGACAGUGUUGGCUUUGCUGAAUCUGAUAAAUGAGGAUGAUGAAGAGAUUUACUAGUUUGAGGUGCCGAUCAAUUUUUUUCUAAGGGGAUUGUCUGCUAUAUAGUAUUUUUUUGGGUGAAUAAAUGCAAUUUUUUGUGCAUUUGAAGCAGAUGGGUUGAAAGGGUUUGUUAGUUUAGAUUUCGGAGUGAUAUGGCUAUUGCUGGUCUACACAAUGUUUCUUUGCUUGAAAAUUCUUUCCUAAGGGAGUCUCAGUCUCGGGCAUCAAGAAGGCAGGAAAAUGGUAGCAGCCAGGCAUCCUCACUCCUGCAGAUGUGGCGGGAGCUUGAGGAUGAUCAUGUGGUGAGUCAUGCUCAAGAGAGAGCUAAUGAAAGAAUGCUCCAACAGAGGAGUGAGGUCCUUUCUGUUACUGAUCUUUCUGAUGGCCGACAUAGUGAACAUAGUGGUGUUACAGAGGAUGUGAGUGUGAGUGAGAAUGAGUUUGGGCAAUGGUUACCUGAUCGAUUUGGGUCACAGGGAGGGAAUGCAGAUUCAAGUAAUUUUAAUUGUGAGCAUUCAUCUGAUUUGGGGGAAGUUGAAAGGGAAAAGGUAAGGCAAAUUUUUCAGGAGUGGAUGAACAGUAGUGGCAAUGAAUGUACGUCUAAUGUUUCACGUAGACACAACAGUUCAAGGGCCCAGUGGCUUGGUGAAACUGAGCAGGAGAGAGUCAGAAUUAUAAGGGAGUGGGUGCAAACGAAUAGCCAGGUGAGAGGUGCUUGCAUGGACAGUAGUGAAGAGCAAGUUGCUGAUGCUGGUGGUCAAAUUGAACGAAUUCUUGAUGGAUUGGUGGUUAACCAUGUUGAAGGUCGAACCGAGCAUUUGCAUUGGGGCAUUCGGAAAUUAUGUGGUCGACAGGCCCUGCUUGAUAUGCUCAAAAAGACAGAGAGAGAAAGACAAUCAGAGCUUCAGGGGUUGUUGGAGCAUCGGGCUGUAUCAAAAUUUUCCCAUCGCAACCGAAUUCAGUCUUUACUAAGAGGUAGAUUCUUGAGAAAUAACAGAAUGGUUGAAGGUGACAGGUCUACCUCGGUUGCAGCCAGUGAAUUAGGCUUAUUAAGACAAAAACAGACUGUAUCUGGUCUAAGGGAAGGUUUUUUAUCCCGACUGGAUAAUUCGGGUUCUGGUCCUGCAACCAGUAAUCAUUCAGACACAUCUUCUAACGCUGACAGUAAUGAUAAUAGAAGUGAACAAAACCAAGUAAAUAAUACACAUUCUGCCAUAGAUGGAUUAAAUGACCAAUUUGAGUUUGAGAACGAGGAAACUGAUAAUCAAAGAUCUUUGGUUCAUACAACUGAUUUAGAGGUUGAACCUGAAGAUACAAGUUGUCAAGCAACUUCUGUUCGUGUAGAAGAGUGGCAGGAACAAAUUUCUGAUGGUGUGGUUAGUAACCGGCAGUGGUCUGCCAGUCCUGAGCCUAUUGAAAGCAGAUGUGAUAUUGGACAAGUCUUGGAUGGGGACAGGCAACAAAAUCUGGCUAAUGCGUCCAGCGAAACUAUACAAAAUGAAGCUGGAGAACAAAGUAGUCUACAAGAAUCUGGUGAAGCAUCUUAUGAACAUUCUCCCCAAGAUGGUGAGAGAGGUCGGACCUUUGGGUUAAUGAAUGUCGUAGAAAAUGUGGAAACAAAUCUGGUUGAGUAUAUUGAUGGCCAAGAGCUUGCUUCUCAAGGUGAACAAUGGCAGGAAGAGGAUGAGGAAAAUGAGGAUGCAGACUGGCAGGAAGCGACUGUGGAUUAUAAUGAGGUGAAUGAUGGUGGUAAUGAAGAAGCCUUUGACUUGCAUCAUGAGGAUGGUGGUAAUGAAGAAGCCUUUGACUUGCAUCAUGAAGAUGGUGAGAGUGAAAAUAGAGAUUAUGAUCUUAUGCUAGAAGCUCUUGACACGCAGCAUGAGGAUGCUGGCUUACAUGACACAAGACAGAAUUGGUUUGAAGUGUCUUACAGUCAACAACCUGCAACGAUUGAGAGAACAGACACAUUCUAUUUUCCUGAUGAUGAUAAUGUACACAAUAUGGAAUUGAGGGAACUGUUAAGCAGGAGAAGUGUGUCUACCCUUCUUCAUAGUGGUUUUCGUGAGAGGCUUGACCAAUUGAUACAAUCAUACGUGGACAGGCAAAAUCAAGGUUCUAUGGACUGGAACCUGAAUGAAGCAAUUCCCACUCCUGAAUCUCUUGAACAAGUUAUAGAACAGGAAAGCAGGCAUCAAAAUGAGGGUCAGAGUCCUCCAAUCACUGUUCUUUCGUACAGGAUGCAAUCUACGCAGCCACUCUGGGACCAGGAUUCACACCAUUAUAAUUGGCAGCCACAUGAUGCACACCAGUGCUUUGGCAUUGAGUGGGAGAUAAUCAAUGAUUUAAGGGUUGACAUGGCAAGAUUGCAGCAAAGAAUGAACAACAUGCAGAGGAUGCUGGAGGCCUGCAUGGAUAUGCAACUUGAGUUGCAGCGAUCAAUAAGACAAGAAGUUUCUGCUGCCCUGAACCGGUCAUCUGCUUCGCAAGGCAAGAUCGAUGACGACUUGCCCAAGGAUGCAUCUUCUGACUGGGAUAACGUCCGGAAAGGAAUUUGCUGUAUAUGCUGUGAAGGCAAUAUUGAUUCAUUACUAUACAGAUGCGGACACAUGUGCACGUGCUCGAAAUGCGCCAACGAGUUGGUUCAAGGCAGAGGGAAGUGUCCGAUGUGUCGUGCACCAGUAGUUGAGGUCAUCCGUGCUUACUCAAUCCUUUGAUAAGAAAAAGAAAUCUGGAUUAACAAUUAUAGACAUUUGCUCCUGGAUACACUUCAUCUCCAGGUAUAUCCUUUAUUUUUUCUCUUCACCCCCUAUUCUUGAUGAUGUACAGCACAUAAACUCAAUGUAUGUCGAAACAAAGCACGUGAUCGUUAAUUGAAUUAUAUAACUAAUCAAAAAUAAAAGCUCUGAGUGUAAGAUUGUUAAUUUUA
This is a messenger RNA of Hibiscus syriacus, 2998 nucleotides long. RefSeq lists its product as uncharacterized. The coding region runs from base 225 to 2786 and encodes 853 amino acids. The record is from RefSeq and is a predicted model, not a curated record. The transcript is spliced from 7 exons. Lineage: Eukaryota; Viridiplantae; Streptophyta; Magnoliopsida; Malvales; Malvaceae.